UGUAAAUGCUACAGUGAGAACAAUAUAUAAACUAUAUAACUUCUUUUGCUGAUUGUAUUAAUAUAUUAGAAUGACAAAUUCUCCUGAGCCUGAGAAAAAUAAACCAAUAGAUUCUGAACAAAGUUCUUCAGAAAGUUCUGAAGAAAAUAAAGAUGACAAUGAGUCUGAGAAAUCGUUAAAGACAAGAGAUAGUGUAAAAUCAAGUGAUAGUGAUGGAGAAGCAAGUCUAGCACCAAAAGAAAAUAAUAGUGGUUCUGCUUCAGAAGCAGACAAUGACACAAAAAAGACAAAACCGCUAAUAGAUUCUGAUUCAGAAAGUGAACCAGGAGAUAAACAAACUUUAGCUCCAACAGCAGAUGCUCUUUUUGGAGAUGCUAGUGAUAUCAGCACAGAUGAUGAAAAAGAUAAAGAUGAGAAAAGACAAAAGAGCAGAAGUAAAAGCAGAAGCAGAAGCACAAGCAGAAGUAGAAGUAGAAGUAGAAGCAGAAGCAGAAGCAGAAGCAAGAGCAGAAGUAGAAGCAGAAGCAGAAGCAGGAGUAGAAGCAGAAGUAGAAGCAGAAGCAAAAGCAGAAGCAGAAGCAGAAGUAAAAGCAGAAGUAAAAGUAGAAGCAGAAGUAGAAGUCCAGGAAGAUCUGAUAGUGGCGGUGAAGGCCCUAGUCAAGCUGUUAUUGAAGAUGAUAUAGACAAAGAAAAAGAAGAAGAACCAGAACCUCCGCCAGAGACAAGAAUUGACGUAGAAAUUCCAAAAAUCUCCACAGAUUUAGGUCGUGAAAUACAUUUUGUAAAACUUCCAAAUUUCCUUUCAGUGGAAACACGGCCAUUUGAUACGGAAACGUAUGAAGAUGAAAUUGAUGAAGAAGAAACUUUAGAUGAAGAAGGUAGAGCCCGAUUAAAAUUAAAAGUUGAAAAUACUCUUCGUUGGAAAGAAAUUUUUGAUGAAGAGGGUAAAGUUAUUAAAGAGAGUAAUGCCAGAUUUGUAAAGUGGUCUGAUGGCAGCAUGUCCCUACAUCUGGGUUCAGAGAUUUUUGAUGUGUAUAAACAACCACUUCAAGGUGAUCAUAAUCACCUCUAUAUUCGACAAGGAACUGGUCUUCAAGGGCAAGCAGUAUUUCGAACUAAAUUGACAUUCCGUCCACAUUCUACAGAAUCUUUCACUCAUAGAAAGAUGACAAUGUCUUUAGCAGACAGAUCACAAAAAACUUCUGGUAUAAAAGUAUUAUCCCAAGUAGGAAUUAAUCCAGAUCAAAAUAGAUAUGAAAUGAUUAAGAAAGAAGAAGAAAAAUUGCGUAUGGCGAUGCGAGUUCAAAGCAAAACGAAAAAAAGUACUGCAAGUAGGGGAACCACUGGAAGAUCUGUUGGUGGUUAUGGAGCUAAUGCUUAUCACGAUGAUGGAUCAGACGAUGAAGGUGCUAUUUCUCUUGCAGCAAUUAAGAAUAAAUAUAAGAAAGGAAUAAAUGUACCUGUUAAAGCAUCAAAUAUAUAUUCAUCAGAUGAAGAAGGUUCAGACUUUGAAACGUUAAGACCAAAGAAAAAUAUUAAAGGAAAGGUUCUCAAAGAUUCAGAUGAAGAAUCAAAUUCUCGAAGUCCUUCAGAAAGUGGAAGAGAAGAUGAUAAUCAAGCUGAUAAUGUCAGUGAUUAAAAUAUUACUAUUUUAUUAAGCUAUAACCUUGUAAUAAAUAAAUUAGCAUCUUUUUUGAUAUAAUAAAAGUAAUUGAAGCAUCCAA
Molecule: messenger RNA, 1724 nt
Organism: Frieseomelitta varia
Lineage: Eukaryota; Metazoa; Arthropoda; Insecta; Hymenoptera; Apidae
Gene: Atu
Product: another transcription unit protein-like
Exons: 5
Coding region: 71-1639 (522 amino acids)
Biological process (GO): positive regulation of transcription elongation by RNA polymerase II; transcription elongation by RNA polymerase II
Cellular component (GO): nucleus; Cdc73/Paf1 complex
Molecular function (GO): RNA polymerase II C-terminal domain phosphoserine binding
Source: RefSeq, a predicted model, not a curated record